AUGAGUGCCAAGAACAGGAUAGAGUUGCUUAAGAAGCUGCAGCAUGCUCGUCAAAACAAGUCCUCAAAGAGCCUUUAUGAAGAAGAUGAAACCGACGACAAAGUGUAUGACCUGAUAGAUGAAGAAGAAUUUAGGAGCAUGAAGCGCCAGGAAUUGCUUCGAGACGAUUUUGUGGUAGAUGACGAUGGUCUCGGAUAUGUGGAUAGAGGUGUUGAUGAAUGGGAUGACCGCAACAGGGACCAAAACUACUCAUCAGAAGAGGACGACAAACCAAGAGAAAGGGCUGCAAAGGGUUCCAAGAAGAUCAAAAAUGAUGGUAAAGGGGUUAAAUCUAGCUCUGGUGCUUCGAUUGGAGAUAUUAUUGCGGCUCAACACACAAAAAAUGCAAAAGUUCUCAGCAAGGCGCCUAAAAAGUUUAGCCUUGAUGAGUUCGACGACAUUUUGCAGGAGUUCGAUGGGAAUGAAGCAUCGACCGCGGUAGGUGGGCUUUUUGGGGCUAAGAGUCAUCGCGUGGUCCCCAAAUUAGAGAAUAAUAUUAAGAGAGAGGCGAACGCUGCCGCAACACCACCGACCAUUAAAAGAAUGAAAAUUGAUGAACAAUCUUUCAGUACACCUCAGGGGGGAGCAAAUACGUCGCCACUAGCCGGUACAAAAACGAAAGCCAAUUUAUUAGAUGAUCGCGACCUACAGGCGAUGAUAGACGAUGUUCAGAGCUCGCCAACGAUAACAAAGGAAAGAUCUGCAGAUAUUGUCAAGAGUGGAGGUCAAAGCUCUGAAGAAGACAGCGAUGAAGAGAUUACUUUUCGCAGGAGAACAAUCAGAAGUGCGGCGGCCUCACAAAGGUCCAAUGUUGAUAUUCGGUCCUCGGUACAAUCAUCCCCAUUUGUCACAGCGCCACCAACACCUUCGGGCAGCUCCAAACUUAAAGAGGAAAAUCCUAAGUCCUUGAGUUUCAUAGGCAAACGGUACAGUCGCUCUGAUGUGAUUAGUGAUAACGCUAGCUCUUUUAAGUUUUACUGGCUUGACUUUGCGGAAGUUGACAGCACUUUACUACUCUUUGGAAAAAUCAGUACUCGAGAGAACAAGCUUAUUUCAGCAAUGAUCCAGAUUCUGAAUCUCUCGAGAGAGUUGUUUUUCUUACCAAGAGAAGGAAAAACGGCAUCUGAUGUUCAUGGCGAAAUCAUCCCGCUCCUAAUGGAAAAGUAUGGAUUAGAAAACAUCCGAGCUAAACCUGAAAUUAAAAAAUAUGCAUUCGAGCUACCUGGUAUUCCUCAUGAGUCCGAAUAUCUGAAAGUGCUACUGCCGUACAGGACUCCCAAGAACAGAAAUGUUACCAUCCCCUCUGAUUUAGAAGGUGACACCUUUCAUCAUGUAUUUGGUGGUAACACAAACAUAUUUGAGAGUUUCGUGGUCCAGAAAAAAGUUAUGGGGCCGUGUUGGCUAGAAAUAAACAAUGGUGACUUUUCAGCACUAUCUAACGCCUCUCACUGUGAUAUUGAAGUACAGGUAUCGCAACCUUCCAGUAUUGAACCUACUUCAGAUAAACAUGUUCCCAACUUGAAUUGUGCUUCGCUAGCCGUUCAAACCAUAAUGAGCUCAAAAGAGAACAAGCAAGAAAUCGUGAGUAUAACACUUUCCCAAUACAAAAACCUCGCACAGGAUCUACCAAUCCCAGAGGAUCUAGCUCCAAAUGACACUAUCACCUUGGUAAGGCCCCCAGUCGGAUCGAGUUUCCCUACCGGGCUAACGCACCUAGCCAAAAAGAACUUAACUGGUAAUCUCCGCUUGUUCAAUAAUGAAAAGGCCCUUCUCAGCUGUUUUUGCGCUAUGAUGAAGUCUUCAGAUCCAGACGUGAUUAUAGGGCAUCGCUUGGAAAAUGUCGCGCUUGACACAAUUCUUUACAGGUGUUUUGAACUGAAAAUACCCACCUUUAGCUGUUUAGGCCGCCGAGCGAGAAAAUCAUGGCCUGAUAAAUUUGGCAAGAAUCCUAGCAUGAACCAAUUUUAUAAUCGAGACAUUUUGUCAGGUCGUCUUCUCUGUGACAUAUCUAAUGAAAUGGGGCAAUCAUUAACACCUAAAUGUCAAAGUUGGGAUCUACCGGAGAUGUACCAGGUAACAUGUCAAAAAGAGCAGCGCGCGCUGGAGAUAAAUUACCAAAAUCCCCAGUAUCAAAACGAUGUCAACUCUAUGAUAAUGGCUCUACAAGAAAAUGUGUCGAAUGCUUUGAUUUCUGCUGAAAUCGCAUUUCGUAUUCAGAUAUUGUCGCUCACUAAGCAGCUAACGGUUUUGGCAGGUAACGCAUGGUGCCAAACGCUCGGUGGUACGCGAGCAGGUCGGAAUGAGUAUAUUCUGCUUCAUGAAUUUGAAAGAAACAACUACAUCGUACCAGACAAGGAAACAAAGAGCAUGAGGAACCAAAGACAGCAAAGGGCUAGAGAAGAAGCUGGUCUUGACGGUGGUGACGAAGUUCAAGUUAGUUCCAAGAAAGCUAAGUAUCAAGGUGGACUUGUUUUCGAACCUGAAAAAGGGCUGCAUAAAAAUUACGUCCUUGUCAUGGACUUCAACUCUCUGUAUCCUUCUAUCAUCCAGGAGUACAACAUCUGCUUCACAACUGUUGAACGAGACCCCUCAAAUAUUGACGAGCUGCCUAAUGUUCCUUCAUCAGAGAUGGCUCAAGGUGUCUUGCCACGGCUGCUAGCUAGUUUAGUGCAAAAACGUCGAGAGGUGAAGAAGCUGCUCAAAACUGAGCCAGAUCCUCAUAAAAGAACACAAUGUGAUAUUAGGCAACAGGCCUUAAAGCUAACAGCAAAUUCCAUGUAUGGCUGUUUGGGAUACGUGAACAGCAGGUUUUACGCAAAGCCCCUAGCUAUGCUCGUUACCAACAAGGGAAGAGAAAUUUUAAUGAACACCAGACAACUCGCAGAAAGUUUAGCACUCACAGUGGUUUAUGGUGACACAGACUCUGUCAUGAUUGAUACCGGUUCCGACAGUUACAUGGAAGCAAUCAAAAUUGGAGAAAACUUCAAAAAGCUGGUCAAUGAGCGCUAUCGCUUGCUGGAAAUUGAUACGGACAACGUCUUCAGGAAACUACUUCUACACGCGAAGAAGAAGUAUGCCGCUUUAACAGUAGUAUUUGAUAAGUCUGGGGCAGAGAAAACACUGCUUGAAGUUAAAGGCUUAGACAUGAGACGUCGUGAAUAUUGUCCACUUUCGAAGGAAGUUUCCACGCAUGUCCUUGAAACUAUCCUCUCAGAUAAAGAACCUGAGACAGCACUUCAAGAUGUUUAUGAGUAUUUGGAGGACAUUAGAGAGAAAGUGGAAAAUAACACUAUUAGGGUGGAUAAGUACAAGAUUAACACUCGGCUUUCGAAAGACCCUAAGGCUUACCCUGGCGGUAAAAAUAUGCCUGCAGUUCAGGCUGCUCUAAGAAUGAGAGAAGCAGGCCGUGUUGUUAAAGCUGGAAGCGUCAUCACCUUCGUCAUUACGAAACAAGAGGGUGUCGAGGACGAUAGCUCACUGUCUCCUGCCGAGAGAGCUAGGGUCUUGAAUGAGGUGAUGGUGAAGAAUAAUAACCUACGUCCUGAUCCGCAAUUUUACCUUGAGAAGCAAAUUUUCGCUCCGGUCGAAAGGCUGCUUGAAAGGAUCGAGAGUUUUGACAUUGUCAGACUUAGCGAGUCCUUAGGUCUUGAUAGCAGGCGGUUCAUAAACCGUGCAGGAGCGAACGGAGAGCUUAACGGUAGCAGCUCUGGCAGCCUUCAGCCGCUAGAAAGCUCUAUUUCUGACGAAGAAAGGUUCAAGGAUGUUGCCGCAUUAACGUUUCAAUGCUCUGGCUGUCAACAAAGAUUUCCUUUUGGAGGCAUUGUCGCAUCCAAACGCUACCAGAUGAGCUACAGUGGUCUCCAGUGUUCAUCCUGCCAGCACACAUUUGCGCCGCUGCAAAUGAGCGCACAGCUCGAGAGUGCCAUCCGUUCGCAUAUCUCUAUGUACUACGCCGGCUACCUAGCCUGUGAUGACCCAACUUGUGGAAACAAUACCAGGCAGGUAUCUGUUUUUGGCAAGCGGUGUCUUAAUGAAAACUGCAUGGGGGUCAUGCGCUACCGCUACACAGAUAAGCAACUUUACAACCAGCUUCUCUACUUUGAGUCACUGUUUGAUGUGGAUAAAAACAAAAAAGACGCUGUGAAGCCCCUUUACAAACCUGAUCAUCCAGACGCGCCAGAGGCAAAAAUUCCAACGUCUCAGUUGCUCGCGUUAGGAGAGCAAAACAGGGAACUCUUUCAGGUAAUGAGCUCUGUGGUUCAAAAAUAUUUGGCAAAUUGUGCACGUCGCUUUGUCGACAUGGAUGCCAUAUUUGCUGUGUAG
Lachancea thermotolerans CBS 6340 is the source of this 4362-nucleotide messenger RNA. RefSeq names its product DNA-directed DNA polymerase alpha catalytic subunit POL1 (gene POL1). NCBI's taxonomy places the organism in Eukaryota, Fungi, Ascomycota, Saccharomycetes, Saccharomycetales, Saccharomycetaceae. The transcript has a single exon. The record is from RefSeq and is a predicted model, not a curated record. Gene Ontology annotation, molecular function: DNA replication origin binding; chromatin binding; pyrimidine nucleotide binding. The coding region runs from base 1 to 4362 and encodes 1453 amino acids. Gene Ontology annotation, cellular component: alpha DNA polymerase:primase complex. Gene Ontology annotation, biological process: DNA replication; lagging strand elongation; leading strand elongation.